AUGUUAGAAGGUAAAUUUGAUGAAAGUACUUUAUUAAAAAAAAUUGUUGAUUCAAUUAAAGAUUGUGUUAAAUUAUGUAAUUUCAAUUGUACUGAACAUGGUAUUACCGUUCAAGCAGUUGAUGAUUCAAGAGUUUUAUUAGUUUCAUUAUUAGUUGGUCAAACAGCUUUUACUGAAUAUAGAUGUGAUAGAGAUAUUACAUUAGGUAUUGAUUUAGAAUCAUUUUCAAAAAUUAUAAAAUGUGGUAAUAAUGAAGAUUAUUUAACUUUAUUAGCUGAAGAUUCACCAGAUUCAGUAAUGACAAUUUUUGAAGAUAGAAAAAAAGAAAGGAUUUCAGAAUAUUCAUUAAAAUUAAUGAAUAUUGAUUCUGAAUUUUUAAAAAUUGAUGAUAUGGAUUAUGAUACAGUUAUAACCAUGCCAAGUUCAGAAUUUGCAAAAAUCGUAAGAGAUUUAAAAAAUUUAUCAGAAUCUUUAAAUAUAAUUGUUACUAAAGAUUCAGUAAAAUUCUCAUCAGAAGGGGAAAGUGGUUCUGGUUCUGUUAUUUUAAAACCUUAUAAUGAUUUAGAAAAACCCGAAGAAUCUGUUAAUGUUCAUUUAGAUAAUCCUGUUGAUUUAACUUUUGGUUUAAAAUAUUUAAGUGAUAUUAUAAAGGCAAGUUCUUUAUCAAAUCAAAUUACUAUAAAAUUAGCUGAUAAAACACCUGCUUUAUUUGAAUUUAAAUUAAGUGUUGGUGGUUAUUUAAGAUUUUAUUUAGCUCCAAAAUUCGAUGAUGAAGAAUAA
This is a messenger RNA of Insectozyma verbasci, 780 nucleotides long. The record is from the annotation of a GenBank genome assembly. Lineage: Eukaryota; Fungi; Ascomycota; Pichiomycetes; Serinales; Debaryomycetaceae.